Molecule: messenger RNA, 1646 nt
Organism: Bradysia coprophila
Lineage: Eukaryota; Metazoa; Arthropoda; Insecta; Diptera; Sciaridae
Product: UDP-glucosyltransferase 2-like
Molecular function (GO): UDP-glycosyltransferase activity
Source: RefSeq, a predicted model, not a curated record
UGAUAGCAAAGUUUCUCAUUCAGUUGUCAAGUACAUUACCGUCAGUUAACAAUGAAAAUUGUACAUUUCGGUGUCGUUUUUGUGGUGCUUCUAUUAGCUGAUAACAGUGAAAAUGCUCGAAUUUUGGGUGUCUUUCCUACUCCAUCAAUAAGUCAUCAGGUUGUCUUUCAUGCGCUAAUGAAAGAUUUAGCUGCGAGAGGACAUCAUCUGACUGUACUAACAACAGACGCUCUAAAAAUUGAUAAUCCGAAUGUUACCGAAAUCAAUCUACAUGAUUCCUACGAUGUCUUUCAUAAGGAAAUAAAUUUUGUGGAAUUUAAGGAAGGAAGAAAUGAUGAAGAGAAGCUGAUGAGAGCCUUCAUGCCGGUUUUACUGAAAGUCGUUGAAAAUCAACUGGAACAUCCAGCUGUUAAAAAUAUUAUCGAGAACAGAGACAAUCAAACUUUCGAUGUCGUUAUAAUUGAACAUUUGUUCUACUUGUCUACAGUGGCCUUUGCAGAAAUCUACGAUUGUCCCAUCAUUGGCAUAACGUCGUUGGAUACAGUGAGCUUCGCUCAUGAGGCUAUUGGCAACGAAGCGAAUCCGGUUAUUCAUCCAGAAGUCUUCUUUUCAUACAAACAUGGUCAAUUGAGUUUUGUGGAGCGGUGGAAGAGUUUAAAAUUUUAUUUGCGACAACUAUUUCUAUUUAGUACCGAGUACGAGAGAGACUACAUGAUCCAGAUUCGUAAACAUUUUCCAACUGUUACAGCAUCGCUCGAUAGUAUGAAUGAACGAAUUCAACUGGUAAUGACGAAUACUCACCCGGCAAUGGGAUUUAUCAGACCGAUUCUUCCUAAUACAAUCCAAUUAGGCUUUAUGCACAUCGAACCACCAGCACCUCUACCAGAUAGUGAUUUAAAAACAUUUUUGGACAGUGCGAGGAAUGGUGUGAUUUACAUGAGUUUAGGGUCGAAUGUAAAGUCAAAAGAUCUGAGUCCGGAAAUUCUGGCCAUAUUUUUGACCGUCUUCGGAAAUUUGACAUACAAUGUGGUCUGGAAGUUCGAAGCUGAUAAUCUACCAAAUAAACCGGACAAUGUGUUUAUAUCAAAGUGGUUGCCACAAUCUGAUCUCCUUGCACAUCCCUCGAUUAAACUCUUCAUCACCCAAGGUGGCCAACAAAGUAUGGAAGAGUCAAUUGAUCGAACUGUACCAAUGAUUGUGAUUCCAUUCCUUGGCGAUCAAGACUCUAAUGCUAAGAGAAUGGUACAAAAGGGUAUCGGACACCAUUUGGAGUUACAUGCGUUAACGGAAGGUAAACUUCGUGGGGCGAUAACAGAAAUGCUGAAGCCAAUCUACAAACAUAACGUUCAAAAACUAAAAGAACUGGUUAACGAUCAACCGAUGACUAGUAGGGAGAAGGCAGUCUGGUGGACGGAAUAUGUCAUUCGACACAAGGGUGCGAAGCAUCUGGAAUAUCCAGGAAGAUCAGUGCCCUUUUAUCAAAGAUAUUGCUUGGAUUUUAUUUCCAUAGGAUUUGGUUUUGCAGGUCUGCUUUUUGCUUUUAUAAAUGCUGUGCUACGAAAAUGUUUUAGCUUUAAGAAGUCUAAGAUUGAAUAAAAAUGUGAUCUAGGUUAUUGACGGUCAAAUAUAUUCGAAUAUUUUUGUAA